Messenger RNA from Beta vulgaris subsp. vulgaris (sugar beet), 1139 nucleotides. RefSeq lists its product as uncharacterized. The transcript has 5 exons. Bases 283 to 939 code for a protein of 218 amino acids. The record is from RefSeq and is a predicted model, not a curated record. NCBI's taxonomy places the organism in Eukaryota, Viridiplantae, Streptophyta, Magnoliopsida, Caryophyllales, Amaranthaceae.
UCUCCCUCCCUCCUUUCCCAACCCACCUAUCUCAAUUCUGGAUUCUCACGCAGUCACGCUGCAAGAAAAAAAUUAAUAGCCCACUGCCCAGACCCCAGUUCAGGCAGCCGCAGCCUUCACGUCGACCGUUGACGUAUUCAGACGCCGCCACGUCGGAGUCUGUCGACAACUGGGCCUGCACGACGACGCACGCCGACCAGGCGACCGCGGACCACCGCCGCACUGCGCCGCACGCCCGCAAUCCUCCGACCACUCGAUCAGCCAUCGCCAUCAGUUGAUGACAUGGAGGAGAGCCAGAGUAUAACUGUUACAUCAUCAUCUUUGGUAGACACUCCUGCUCCUGAGGAUGCAGAAGCUGGUGCAUUGACGACUGCUGACUUUUCAGGAUGUCAUGGAGGUAGCUCAUUAGAUGAUGAAACUUGGCUGACUGACUGUGAUGAAGAAACAGAAGCUUUUUACUUAGAUAGGGAAGGGAAAAGGAGACGGGAGGAAUUUUAUAACGCUGGAUAUCGGGAUGGUGUAGCAGCAGGAAAAAUUGAUGCUGCACAAGAUGGUUUCAAUCAGGGUUUCAAGGAUUCUGUGAUGGUUGGAUACAAGUGGGGCAUUACAAGGGGUGUAACCAGUGCCUUAGCUCAUAUCCCGAAUGAGCUGCAGCUGAAACUUGUUGAAACUGAAGAAAAGAGGAAAGAGUUUAUCAACUUGUAUGAGGCUGUGGAUUCUAUUGAAACAGGAGAUGCAUUGAAUCUGUUUAGUCAUACUAUUCAGCGAAGGGCAUCAGCAGAAAGAACAAGUAAUCUUGAAUCUGAUUCUUCGAUCACCCCUUCAAGUAAUUCUGAACAUAGUGAUCUGGAGAGUUACUUUGGAAAGUUGGAGUUACUCCUAACAGAAUCUCCUGUGAUUGAUGUGCAACUAGAACUAGACAAAAACAGGGUUUUCUAAGGUGGUCCCAUGGUGGACUUGUAGUUGCAUUAUGCAACUUGAAAGUGGACAUGUCCAUAUUUACUGAAGGAGAAGCAUUUUUGAUUUAUUAGUAGUAUAUUAUAUAAGAUGAGCCUUCCUCAGAAAUUGUUUUCUUGCUGCAUGUAUGGUGCUGAUUUAUCGCAAAUCUGACUAUAUAAGAUUCAGGAUACGUAUUGACA